Messenger RNA from Rhopalosiphum maidis (corn leaf aphid), 1252 nucleotides. RefSeq names its product E3 ubiquitin-protein ligase RNF185-like. NCBI's taxonomy places the organism in Eukaryota, Metazoa, Arthropoda, Insecta, Hemiptera, Aphididae. Gene Ontology annotation, biological process: ubiquitin-dependent protein catabolic process. The record is from RefSeq and is a predicted model, not a curated record. The transcript is spliced from 6 exons. Gene Ontology annotation, molecular function: ubiquitin-like protein conjugating enzyme binding; ubiquitin protein ligase activity; metal ion binding. Bases 266 to 817 code for a protein of 183 amino acids. Gene Ontology annotation, cellular component: endoplasmic reticulum.
UCAAUUAUUUUAAUAUUAUAUCUCAAGCUGGUCCCCGUGUUCUAAUUUUGUGCAAUUUUGUUUUCAUUUUGUUCGAACUUCGGACUUCGGUCUUGUAUUUGUCUUUCGUCGUCUAUCAGUCACGACUCACGAUUCUGUUGCCGAAUCCCGGAGUGCAUGUCCGACUAUUGACAAAUCAUAUUUUACCCAUUGAAAUCUUUGACGGACUUAUAGAAUAGUCUGAGCAGAUACACGUCAUAUAUUCAUCUGUUCACUGGUCAACGCAAUGGCAACUACUAGCAACGAGUCAGAUUCUUCACGAAAGAACACAGACAAUAAAGAUAAUGAUAGCAAAGAUGAACAAAAUAACAUGUUUGAAUGUAACAUAUGCUUGGAUAAUGCAAAGGACGCGGUUGUCAGUGUUUGUGGCCAUUUAUUUUGCUGGCCAUGCUUGCAUCAAUGGUUAGAAACUCGAUCAAGUCGACAAGUAUGCCCUGUGUGUAAAGCCGUUAUAAGUAAAGAUAAAGUAAUACCAAUUUAUGGACGUGGAAAUACUAAACAAGAAGAUCCCAGAAAUAAAGUGCCACCUAGGCCUGCUGGUCAAAGAACUGAACCUGAUGCUAAUACCGGAUUCCCUGGUUUUAACUUUGGAGAUGGCGGUUUUCAUUUGUCAUUUGGAAUAGGAGCAUUUCCUUUUGGAUUUUUAACAUCGUUUAAUUUCUCUGAUCGUCCACAUGGAGUUCCAAUUGCUGGUCAAUUACAACAAGAUGAUCAUUACUUAUCAAAAUUGUUCUUGUGGAUUGCAGUAAUAUUUAUUAUUUGGCUAUUAUUAGCGUAAUUUACUUGUACAGUAUGUUUUUUUUAUUAUUAUUUUAUCAUUUAUUGAAUUACUAAAGUAAGCACUUCACAGUGGCUUCUUUUUUUUUUAUAAUAAUAUUAUUCACUAUCUAGUUUAAAAUUAUUGACUAUAUAAGCUUUUUAAAUUGUCUCUUCAGUUUUUAUUUUUUUGGUGCUUAGUUUGAAAUCCUUACUGUGAUUGUUAGUCAUUUUAUUAUUUUUAUGGUAUAAAGAAUUAAAGUUAUUGUUUAAUAUUAAACUUUCUAACAAUUGGACAAUUAUUGAUCUAUGGUGUCAUGAAUAUUCUUGGAAAAGGUAAUAAUUUAAUUAGUUCCAUGUUUUUAAUUACAUUAAAUUUGCCAAGCAAAUAUUAAUUUUUGUAUUGUAUAAUGUUAUUAUAAUUGAAAGUAUUUAUUUCCAAUUUCACAGUCUAAUU